Messenger RNA from Rotaria sp. Silwood2, 771 nucleotides. The record is from the annotation of a GenBank genome assembly. Lineage: Eukaryota; Metazoa; Rotifera; Eurotatoria; Philodinida; Philodinidae.
AUGACUAAUUUAAAGAAACUUGCUUUGUACAUUACAAUUGAUCGUCAUAGAACAUUUAUUGAUGGAAAUGAUUUGAAGAAGAAUAUUAUCAAUCGUUUACCUCGAUUAAAUAAAUUUGUAUUUAACAUUCAGUCAAUCAUUUCUCUUCAAGAUGAAAUUCAUUUAUUGUCAAAUGAAGAAAUUAAACGUACAUUCACAAGUUUUAUCGACAGUGGAAUUAUUUCUUGUGUUGAUUAUUUUCUAAAAGAAAAAACUGGUCAAUGUCAUGUUUAUUCAUAUCCAUACACAUUGAAACAUUAUCAUAAUAUUACAAAUAAUUUUCCAGGUGGAUUAUUUAAAUGUGUUCGUCAAAUAUCAUUAUGUGAUGAACGUCCGUUUGAACAUGAAUUUUUUCUUCGAAUUUCACAAUCAUUUCCAUUGAUGAAAAAAUUAUCUGUAUCUAAUCUGAAACGACCAAAAUACAAGCAACAUAGAAAAUUAAAGAACAAGAAUGAAGACUUUUCAAUCAUUAAAUAUCAUCAUCUUACUGAACUAGAACUUACUAUUGUUCAUAAAGAUUACGUUGAACUGUUUUUAGAUCAUAGAAGAACUUGUUUACCGAAUAACAUAUUUCUUAUUAUCGAUUAUCGUCCGUUGCGAAAAGCUACACAUAAUUUCAACAGAGAAGUAAUGCGCAUCAAUUGUGCUAAAUUAAUUCGACUUUCGAUUUAUGACGAAUUUGAAAUUUCUCAACAACUCAAAAAUUAUUUUCCUCAUGUGACACAAUUCUAA